Molecule: messenger RNA, 1527 nt
Organism: Trichoderma reesei QM6a
Lineage: Eukaryota; Fungi; Ascomycota; Sordariomycetes; Hypocreales; Hypocreaceae
Product: DNA repair protein
Exons: 3
Coding region: 1-1527 (508 amino acids)
Biological process (GO): DNA recombinase assembly; double-strand break repair via single-strand annealing; mitotic recombination
Cellular component (GO): nucleus
Source: RefSeq, a predicted model, not a curated record
AUGCCUGCUCCGGGCGAUCAACACCAGGCCUGGGCCAACCCCUUUGAAGAGACAAAGCCGCGCAUCGCAGAAUGGACGGCCAAAGAAAUCGCCACCAUUGCCUCGCGGCUCGACAAGCAGCUCGGGCCCGAGUACAUCUCCUCUCGCGCCGGCCCGGGCGGUUCACGGGUGCACUAUCUCACGGCCGAAAAGGUUAUCGGGCUGGCCAACGAGGUCUUUGGCUUCAACGGCUGGUCGUCCUCGAUCCAAAACAUCCAGGUGGACUUUGCCGACGAAAACCCGCAGUCGCAGCGCGUGAGCAUCGGCCUGUCUGUCAUCGUCCGCGUCACGCUGCGCGACGGGACGUACCACGAGGAUGUCGGGUACGGGUCGAUUGAGAAUGCAAAGGGCAAGGCCAUGGCCUUUGAGAAGGCGAAGAAGGAGGGCACGACGGAUGCGCUGAAGAGGACGCUGCGGAACUUUGGCAACGUGCUGGGCAACUGCAUCUACGAUCAGGACUACGUCAAGCAGGUGACCAAGAUUAAGACGCAGACGAACAAGAAGUUUGAUCCGGACAAUCUGCAUCGACACUCGGAUUUUGUCAAAAGGGAGCCACCGACUGGCAACAUGGGCAACACUGGCACCACCACCAACAACAGCAACAGCACAACUGCAACUAACGCGACCACCACUACCGCUGCUGGUGGCCCUACAUCUGCAGCCGGGGCUUUCAAGCUGGAACCAAUGGACUCCUUCGAUGACUUUCUAGGGGAACUCGAUGAGGCCGAUUUUUGCGUUCCGGGAGACGGCCAUCCUGACGAGAUUAUGCUCCCCAACGGUGCCGUUCCCGCGCUCGAAAAGCCUGCUGCCAACGAAUCCCGGCCCGGUCAGCCAGCAAAGCCUACACCAGGGAACAACAUGAACCGACCGCCUCAGCCGCAACCGCACACCCCCAGACAGGGUCCACCGCAGCAGCCGCACAAUCCACAGCAGGGCAAGGAGUAUUCGAACCAAGGAAUGGCGCCACCUCCACAGGCACCCCCCGGAGAGCCUGUAGCUUUCUUCUCGGCGAAAUCUACUCUAGCUGAUGCAAAUCAGUCCGCUGGUACUCAGAACCAGCCCAAGCAGCUCUUCAACCCCAAGGCUGAAAGCCCGUCGAUACGCAAGACGCCCGGAAUCGACCACACUUCAUCCAAGCCAGUUGCGAGAAACGGCCAGCAUGUCCCACCCGCUAACAGUCAAGCGACAUCUGCGCAGAGCGGCAACACCAGCGGCUUCACACCCUUACGGCAGGGAGUCAGCAGCUCCCAGGCCAGGGGCAGCGUGAUGAAUCCGUCUCUGGACCAAGCUCGCAGGAUAGGAGCACCCGGUGCCGGCAGUCCCCUUGCGAAUCGAGGUCAAUAUAAGCCCCCUACAAUGAAACGAACGUUGCCAACUGAGGGCAACGCGGCUACUGGACCAAGGGCUCCGCUCGUGGACAUUCCGACAAAUGCUGGCAAUACCAGUGGCGGGGAUGGGCUGGAUGCAAAGAGGCAAAAAGUAGCAUGA